This is a messenger RNA of Hypomesus transpacificus, 1564 nucleotides long. It is a transcript of the gene srrd, whose product is annotated as SRR1 domain containing. Bases 245 to 1132 code for a protein of 295 amino acids. Gene Ontology annotation, biological process: microtubule-based process. Gene Ontology annotation, cellular component: nucleus; cytoplasm. The record is from RefSeq and is a predicted model, not a curated record. NCBI's taxonomy places the organism in Eukaryota, Metazoa, Chordata, Actinopteri, Osmeriformes, Osmeridae. The transcript is spliced from 7 exons.
UUAUUUGUAGUGCUUCCGUUGUGUACCGGAAGUAUUCAUUUACAUACUUCUCUUCCCAAACAGUUUCAUGUCUCAUGUGUUGCGACAGUAUGACAGUCUUCCACGCGUCUAAUUUGAAUGUAUUUGCUACGUUGCGUUAUAUUUGGCAUACCGUAGCUGGUAUGUUAAAUUGAAUUUAUUUUAGGUUUUUGAAAUUCAAAGUCAUGGUCUUUGUAUUCCCACGAUUUCGUUAAAAUAUCUCCAGAUGCCGGAGAAAGGCGAGGGGUGGCAGGUGGCCCGUCGGAAGAAGGGGGCUAAUCGGAGGAGAAAGCCGUCUCAUCCGGGCGAUCACACCCCAGAGCAUACCGAGACAUUGGAUCUCCAGAGAACUAGGGAGCGAAUCACAAAAACCAUGUCUGAGCUGAGGUGUACAGACUUUUGGCCAGAGUGGAAGGAACAACUCAAAGGCAUUUUGUUAGCUCCAGGAUCUUCCGAGGCUGGCCGUGACCUGGCCCCUGGAGCCUCUGUCAGCGUGCCAGAGUGCGAGGGAAACGUGGAGUCUGAGCUGGAAUGUGUGUGUUACGGCCUGGGCUCCUUUUCUUCCUGUGUGUCAGCCCGCUAUCAGCUGGCCAUGCUGCUCCUCUUGCUGGACUCUCUACAGAUCCCGGUGAAGAGCUGCUCUUUGUACGACCCUGUGUUCUCCUCGGGGGAGAGGGAUGUACUGAGGGAGCUGGGCCUCACAGUCCUCACUGAGAACGAGGAAGGGAAGAGACAGGUGACCAGGCCCACUCUGUUUUACCUGAUGCAUUGUGGGAAAGCACUGUACAACAACCUGCUGUGGAAGAACUGGCAGAGAGAAACCCUGCCCCUGCUGACCAUCGUAGGAAACAGCUUCUCUGGCAUACAUGAGAGAAUGGUGGACAGGGAGCUUCAGAGAGACUACACGUACAUUGCUCAUGCUGUGAGUGUGGUCUGUGAGCGAGCCCUUCCCUGCUCCUCCCGCCUCCUGGACGUCUUCAACGACACCGCUCUCAUCACCUUCCCCCCCCUCAGCCUUGACAAACUCCCUCCAUGCACCUGGGCACAGCCGCCAGAGCCGCUGUACCAACACUUCCCCGACCUGGAGAUCAUACAGAGGCAACAACACAGAUAGGAGGUUUCCCUCAUGGAACAGUCUGGAACUCUGGGUUGGCCCUGUGCUGAGGGGCAUGUGUGUGUGUGUGUGUGUGUGUGAGGAUGAUUAUUGUGUAAUCGCAUGAAACUGUGUUUCAUGUGAUUUACAAUGUAAGCAAUUGUAUGUUAUGACUUUAUAAAUAUUACAUUCUUUACCAUUGUGCAUGUUUUUGUUGUAUUAUUCCCACCCAGUGCCAUUAAGUAAACUAUAAAUAACAGCAGUUAAAUUAGCUGUAUUGUAAGCCAAAAUCAGAGGAACACAGUCAUAUUUUAGUUGAAGCGAAAAGUUUAUUAUUGAAAAAAGAUCAGUGCAGCCCUCUCCCAAACGCCCUGCCAUGAAGCACAGCACAGUGUCUCUCUAUCUCUCUCCGUGUGUGUGUGUCUGUGUGUGUGUAUGUGUAAGUAAGUAAAA